This is a messenger RNA of Staurois parvus, 400 nucleotides long. The record is from the annotation of a GenBank genome assembly. Lineage: Eukaryota; Metazoa; Chordata; Amphibia; Anura; Ranidae.
AUGUACACACAUACACAUGUGCGUACAUACAUACAUACAAACAUACACACAGACACAUGUACACACACAUACAUGUACAUACACGCAAACACCUGUACAAAUACACACAUGUACAUACACACAAAUACACACACACACCUAUAAAAAGUUGCAGUACUUUGUUACGUUCACUCACAGAGCCGGGUACUGCACUCUAGGGGGAGACAGAGAGCACAGCACACACUCCUUCCUUUGCUUUCACUUUUGUCAACUAUUGAGCAGUCUGAUGGCUCCCAGUGCAAGUAUCAGAUCCGGCCCUGAGUUCCGAGCCUGCUCAGCAGGACGGCCCUGGGGACACACUCGCCCACACCAUAAUUUCCACUCGCCAAUGCGAGCAGGCGAGUGGAAAUUUCAAGGCCUG